Oncorhynchus gorbuscha (pink salmon) is the source of this 4415-nucleotide messenger RNA. RefSeq names its product probable ATP-dependent RNA helicase ddx6. Gene Ontology annotation, biological process: P-body assembly; cytoplasmic stress granule assembly. The coding region runs from base 952 to 2424 and encodes 490 amino acids. NCBI's taxonomy places the organism in Eukaryota, Metazoa, Chordata, Actinopteri, Salmoniformes, Salmonidae. Gene Ontology annotation, cellular component: P-body; cytoplasmic stress granule. The record is from RefSeq and is a predicted model, not a curated record. The transcript has 14 exons. Gene Ontology annotation, molecular function: ATP binding; RNA helicase activity; mRNA binding.
CGGCAUGUGAUUUCAAUCGGAGAGGACGAAGAAGAAUGCGACCAUGUUGAAUUAGCAAGAACAAACACAAUAGAGACGGUUUAUUUGGAGUGAAUGUAAUCUAACGGUAAAGUGAUCUGCCGCAAAAAAAAUGUGAUAUAUAACAGAGGGAAAGGUGACACAGGCUUGAGCUGAAUACCGCCUGACUCGCACACAAAGCUACACACUUUGACAGAAGACCUGUGGUGUCAACAAGAGAGGAGGGAGACCUAGCUGAAACAAACAGGACAGACAGAGGGGAUUGUAAAGCUGUUUUGCAAUUUGGACUACAAUUACCCUUUAUUUGAUUUUCAACAUCAGGAAACUACUUUCACAUGUGGUUGGACAUGUGUAUAUACACACAGAGUGGAAAACAAAUAUUGAACAAUAAGGACCAUAUUAUUUUGGAUAAAUAUUUGUACAAAGGUUUGAAAAACCAUUUACAAGGACAUCGAUGUUGCGCAAUUCAAAGGGACUCAACGCAAAGCAAGGAAAUGUUUAAUCAAAGAAAGAGAUUUAACUUUUGAACAAAGAUUAUAUUACUGAUACUAUUCCCUCGGUUCAAAUUGUCUUAGCAGUUCUAUUGCAGGACUUAAACUCCUUGAUACUUGUUUACAUACCAUUUUUAAAAUAUUGUGUGCAGGUAUAAAAUAUUUAUGCAUUUGAAUGCAUAUAGCUCUUCAUUUGGAAGAGCUCUUGUGUUAAGACUUUUCAUACGUCAGUAAAUUCUGUAGGGGACUAAACUGCACGUGUGUGUAUAUGAAAGAACUACAAAUAUACUUAUGUUGUAAAAGCUUUGGACUAAAAAUAAUGGAGAAUAUUGUUGAAUGCUUUUUUUAGACAUCUACUUUCAAAGUGGCUUUUUAAGAAAAGGAAGAAAACGCUAAGGGAGGGUAAGACGUAAAUCUUUGAGAGUAAAAACAAAGGAAAGACAUGGCAUCCGCAAGAACGGAGAACCUUGGCCCUAUCGGCAUGGGACUGAACAAGCAGAAUGGGCAGCUUAGGGGGGUGCCUAAACCGGCCUCUCCUCAAUCAGGACCCCUCGUCCUGGGCUCUCUGUUAAGCAAGGCUGUAGGUGCACCCCAGAAAGCAGGUGCUUCCCUGGAGGGAACUGGCAUUAGAUUUGGAGAUGACUGGAAAAAGAGCCUACAGCUCCCUCCCAAAGACACUAGAGUCAGAACCUCUGAUGUAACAUCCACUAAGGGAAAUGAGUUUGAGGACUACUGUCUGAAACGGGAGCUCCUGAUGGGCAUUUUUGAGAUGGGCUGGGAGAAGCCCUCCCCUAUCCAGGAGGAGAGCAUUCCCAUAGCCUUGUCAGGACGAGACAUCCUGGCCCGAGCCAAGAAUGGAACAGGGAAGAGUGGGGCCUACCUCAUCCCCAUGCUGGAGAGAAUAGACCUGAAGAAGGCUUAUAUACAGGCUAUUGUGAUGGUGCCCACUCGUGAGCUGGCCCUGCAGGUGAGCCAGAUCAGUAUCCAGAUCAGCAAGCACCUGGGCGGAGUGAAAGUCAUGGCCACCACAGGUGGUACCAACCUGCGAGAUGACAUCAUGCGCCUGGACAAGACUGUGCAUGUGGUCAUAGCUACACCUGGCAGGAUCUUGGACUUGAUAAAGAAGGGCGUGGCCAAAGUGGAUAGAGUUCAGAUGAUGGUGAUGGAUGAGGCGGACAAGCUGCUGUCUCAGGACUUUGUGGUGCUCAUCGAGGAUAUCAUCAGCUUCCUGGGCAAGGGCCGUCAGAUCCUGCUGUACUCUGCCACCUUCCCCAUCAGCGUGCAAAAGUUCAUGGCCAAGCACCUGCAUAAGCCCUAUGAGAUCAACCUGAUGGAGGAGCUGACUCUGAAGGGCAUCACCCAGUACUACGCCUACGUCACUGAGAGACAAAAGGUCCACUGUCUCAACACACUCUUCUCCAGGUUGCAGAUCAAUCAGUCCAUCAUCUUCUGUAACUCCACCCAGAGAGUUGAGCUGCUGGCUAAGAAGAUCACCCAGCUGGGCUACUCCUGCUUCUACAUCCACGCCAAGAUGAUGCAGGAGUACAGAAAUCGUGUGUUCCACGACUUCAGAAAUGGACUCUGCAGAAAUCUUGUCUGCACUGAUCUCUUCACCAGAGGUAUUGACAUCCAGGCCGUCAAUGUCGUCAUCAACUUCGACUUCCCCAAGAAUGCUGAGACAUACCUGCAUCGCAUCGGACGAUCAGGGAGGUUUGGCCACCUGGGCCUGGCCAUCAACCUGAUCACCUCUGAAGACCGCUUCAAUCUGAAGUCCAUUGAGGACCAGUUGGUCACCGACAUCAAGCCUAUCCCUGGCAGCAUCGACAAGAGCCUGUACGUGGCAGAAUUCCACACCACCAACCCCAAUUGCGGGGAGUGGCUGAAGGAGACUGGCCGUCAACAGGUGGAGCCCUAGAACUCCUCAACUGUGAAAAUGGCUAAUAUUUUAGGUCACCCCUAACGUGGAUCUGAAAUGGUCAGAUGGGUGUAAGGAAUAUGGUCAAUUCCUCAGAUGGUAAGCUGACUCGAUUACCAUCUUCCUUAUGUCUAUCAAAUAACUGUGGCUAUAAAAGGGAUACGGGAUAUAUUGAAGUGUGUGUGUGUGUGUGUGGGGGGAGAGAGAGAGAGACAUAUAUUUUUAAUCCUUGCCACCUUAUCUUCCAUCCAGGACAACAGGAUGUACCCGGCUUUUGCACAACAUUCAGCUCUUGCAGCUCAGGCACCUCUUCAACUUAUCUUUUCUCAAUCUUCAGAACUUGGCACAUGGAUGUAUUUGUUUUUGCUGAUUUGUAUGUCCUGUUCUUGUUCCCCUUUUAUUUUAUUUAAAAGAUAAUUGCAUUUUUUGCUAAAAUAGUCUUAACCAUGUUGUUUUGCACCAAAGGUAACUUGCCAAAUGCACACUGAGUUAUCAGUCCUUUUUUGGCUUAAGACACAUAGGCUUAUGUUUUUUGGAUUGUAUCUUGUUAUUGCAAGGUAAUAAUCAGCUGAAAAACUUGAGAUAGUUGAGGAACAUUACCUUAAAAAGAAAAGUAAGAACCAUGCAAAAUAUUGAUCCAAGUUGUAUUGUUUCCUGCUGAAUACAUCAUCCACUUUUAUGGCUAGUAGGUUUGGGCGAUAUACUGUACACUGGGGUAUUUCGAAAUAGUGACUGAUUUUCAAAACUGUUUCAACUAUGUUUUUGGGGGGGAUUGGGGGCACCUGGGGGCUGCAGGGUUGUGUGCUUAUAACUAUACGAAAUCUAUGAUGUCAUUAUAAUUUAGAUCCACCUCAGGUCUCCAGCUUUGCAUUUGGUUUGCCUAAGUGGCUAGAUGUCAAGAUCAAGCUUCUUGGUUACAGCAGACAUUCUAACCUGGGUACCAGUCUUUUUAGCUAACAUACCACUCCUUGCCACUCCUUGUCAUUGCCAAAGACGGGCUUUUCUGCCAUCUUCAAAUAUGAACGUUAUAUCAUUAAUGAGCUCUAGGAGAACAUAGGAGUUGUUCCUAAUUCGAUAACCCCCACCUCUCUCCUCCAAUCACAACGGUUAUCCUAAUAUUGGAACUCAACUUUUUUUUCCUCCUCCACAGAACAUAAACUCAGCAAAAAAUUAACAUCCUCUCACUAUCAAAUGCAUUUAUUUUCAGUAAACUUGUUGAAUCUUAUGUUCAUACAAAGAUUUACACAACUGAGACAUACACUGAACAAGUUCAACAGAAAUUGAAUAAUGUGUCCAUGAACAAAAGGGAGGUCAAAAUUAAAAGCAACAAUCUGGUGUGGCCACCAGCUGCAGUAAGUACUACAGUGCAUCUCCUCCUCAUGGACUGCACCAGAUUUGCCUGUUCUUGCUGUGAGAUGUUACCCCCACUCUUCCACCAAGGCACCUGCGAGGUCCCGGACAUUUCUGGGGGGAAUGGCCCUAGCCCUUAAUCCACAGGUUCACCCUCCAUCCACAGGUCCCAGACGUGCUCGAUGGAGUUGAGAUCCGGGCUCUUCGCUGGCCAUAGCAGAACACUGACAUUCCUUCCUUGCAGGAAAUCACACACAGAACAAGCAGUAUGGCUGGUGGCAUUGUCAUGCUGGAGGGUCAUGUUAGGAUGAGCCUGCAGGAAGGGUACCAAAUGAGGGAGGUGGAUGUCUUCCCUGUAACACAGAGCAUUGAGAUUGCUUGCUAUGACAACAAGCUCAGAUGCUGUGACUCACCGCCCCAGACCAUGAUGGACCCUCCACCUCCAAAUCGAUCCCACUCCAGAGUACAGGCCUCGGUGUAACGCUCAUUCCUUCGAUAUAUGCGAAUCUGACCAUCACCCCUGGUGAGACAAAACUGUGACUCGUCAGUGAAGAGCACUUUUUGCCAGUCCUGUCUGGUUCAGCGACAGGAUCUAUUCAGCGAUCUAUUGUAUUUUUCAAAUAGUGCCCCUUGUGUGCACU